AUGUGCUCUGUUCCUUUAGGUGGUCCUCUGCUCUAUGAAAACAUCACAUUCGUCUACAACUCAGAGCAGCUGAAUGGGACUCAGCGGGUUCUCCUGGAUAAUGUCCUGUCGGAAGAACAGUGCCGGGAGCUCCACAGUGUGGCCACUGGAAUCAUGCUUGUUGGUGAUGGAUACAGAGGAAAAACUUCACCCCAUACACCCAAUGAAAAGUUUGAAGGUGCAACUGUCCUGAAAGCACUCAAAUCUGGUUAUGAAGGUCGAGUCCCACUGAAGAGCGCUCGUCUGUUUUAUGACAUCAGUGAAAAGGCUCGAAGGAUUGUAGAAUCUUAUUUUAUGCUGAACUCAACUCUGUAUUUUUCCUAUACACACAUGGUCUGCCGAACAGCCCUGUCUGGUCAGCAGGAUAGAAGAAAUGACCUCAGUCAUCCCAUCCACGCUGACAACUGUUUGUUGGAUCCAGAGGCCAACGAAUGCUGGAAAGAGCCUCCUGCUUACACAUUUCGAGACUAUAGUGCUCUCUUAUACAUGAAUGAUGACUUUGAAGGAGGAGAAUUCAUAUUCACCGAGAUGGAUGCUAAGACUGUGACUGCUUCUAUAAAACCAAAAUGUGGGCGCAUGAUCAGCUUCUCAUCUGGAGGAGAGAACCCUCAUGGGGUGAAGGCAGUCACCAAGGGAAAGAGGUGUGCUGUGGCUCUGUGGUUCACCUUGGACCCACUUUAUAGAGAAUUGGAGCGAAUACAGGCUGAUGAAGUGAUUGCAAUCCUGGAUCAAGAACAGCAAGGGAAGCAUGAACUGAAUAUCAACCCUAAAGAUGAGCUAUAAAAAUGAGAAAGAAUGUUCUAUCAAAUAUUUAUUUAAAUUGUUAAUCUUAUGAGAAUCUUUUUAUUUUUGUACAGAGCCAUGGUAUAAAUUAACAGGUUAAUGUCAGUCAUCAGAUCUCCCUUCUGUUCCUAAGGAUGCUUGUGUUGCCUUGCUUAAUCUAUCUUUCUUGUUUUGGGUUCUCUCUCUCUCUCACUCUCUCUCUCUCUCUGUCCUCUCUCUCUUCUCAAAGACAUGGUCUAUACCAUGUUGUCUAGGAUAGAGGGCAGUGGUGUGAUCAUAGCACACUGGAGCCUCAAACUCUUAGGCUCAAGCGAUCCUUCAAGCCUCCCAAGGAGCUGGGACCACAGGCACAUGCCACCACGCCCAGCUGUCUUUCCUGGUUUUUCAUCAUUUCAUGUAUCUAUCAAAGCCCAGUUCACCUCCUUACACACACAUACACACACACACACACAAUUAAUUUGUUGCAAAUCCAAAAGCUCGGAGAGAAUAAGCUUGUUGGUGGUGAAACUAUAACUCUCAUGUGUGCUCCAGUUUUAAAAUUAACAUGUGCCUGGUCUCUGAAACCCUUUCUUGGUCUGUGCCUUUCAGCCACGUCCUCUUAGGUGCUAACGGCCAUGAGCUCUGACUUUCCAAAGUGAGCUCCACUUUGGGUCUGAGGACCCCCUGGCAGAGUCCGCGCUGCCUCAGGUAUCAUGGGCGUAAUGCUCACCCAGGCUCCGGGAGAUCUCAUGGAUGAUUACUGUAUGAGACAGAGGGGCCUCCAGGCUUUCCAGGGCCUUGGUGGAAUUUUUGGCUCUGGUGUUUUCACCAGACAAUAAACUUACACUGGAAGCUUCGAUUCACCCUCCACAGUACUCCAAAAAGAACUGUCCUAUAAGUUGUACACUUUAAAAGGUCAUGUAGAUUUUGAAGUAGAAUGACUUUUCACCCUGGUGACUUUGGAAGAAAAUCUUGAAUACUGCCUGCAUCCGGGCACCAUGGCCAGGUUGCCUACGAGUGGGGUCCACUGAUGAAAAGAGGUUUUUUGUACUUACAUAAGAAAAAUAAAUUUCUGAUUGAUUUUAACCGUCAUCUGCUUAUAUUUUGGGGCCCCUCCUCAUUGCUGCUAUCCAGCACACAGAUUUGUGCUUGUGCCUUAUUUGUUUAAUAAAGGGAGCCUCAUUUUAA
This is a messenger RNA of Mandrillus leucophaeus (drill), 1989 nucleotides long. Its product is annotated as prolyl 3-hydroxylase 2-like. The coding region runs from base 1 to 822 and encodes 273 amino acids. Gene Ontology annotation, biological process: collagen metabolic process. NCBI's taxonomy places the organism in Eukaryota, Metazoa, Chordata, Mammalia, Primates, Cercopithecidae. Gene Ontology annotation, molecular function: procollagen-proline 3-dioxygenase activity; iron ion binding; L-ascorbic acid binding. The transcript has 7 exons. The record is from RefSeq and is a predicted model, not a curated record. Gene Ontology annotation, cellular component: endoplasmic reticulum.